AUGAAGAGCCAGCAUCUUUUUCUUCUCCCUCUUAUCUUGCUCUUCUUCCUCUACGCCCAAGUCUCCGCCCAACUCGGUGCUGAUGGCACGGCGAGUGGCACUGUUCUGUUACCUCAUGGCGGAGAGCUCCCACCAAUGUGGGCAUUCAACGGCGCACCGUCGGCGUAUUCGCCAUACGGAUUCUUCGGCUAGACUCCACCAACUGUUCAUUUCUAAUUAUGUAUAGUAAUAUUUUGAAGAUUGAAUCUCUACAUUUUGUUAGCAUUGCAUUAAUGCUACAUCAUUUGGUCGCAAAACUGAAAUAAAAUUUUUAAUAUACAAACAGCUUCUUUUGUAUAUCUAUGGCUUUCAAUUAAUACUAAAAGAAAUAGCCAAAGGCUUUGAUGAAGAGAAAUUAUAUAAAUAUAGCGUUCCUGUGGAUACAUGUAAGCAUAAGUCUUUUAAGAGCCUUUCAUUAAAGCUCCGAUAUGGAGAACUUACUGGUUCGUUCGCAAAAUCGUUGGAGUGACUACUACAACAUGUAUUGUGUAAAAAAAGUCAGGGUCGUGCAGCCCAGGCGACAGUCCAAAAAAUCCUUUUGCAUGGUGCAAAAAGAAAAAAAUGCACAGUGGAAGCAGCACUUCUGUUUCUUAUACUGAAUGUCGCAAAAAUCACUCCAGCGAUUUGGUAAACGGAUUAGUGCGGACUGGACACCGAUUCAACGGUCAUCAUUGGGAUGCCAAUGACUUGUAGCAUCCCAUAGUCAGCCGUAAAGUAUAUUGUGAUUGCCGUUUUUUGGGAUCAAAUAUACGCGGGUUCGUAUUUAAUUUAAAAGAUAGUCCGACUGCGCAAAUAUGACCAUAAAUUGGCAAGUUGACUUGGUGUGUCACUUGUUACUGCUCCACUAGUUUCACAUAGCCAAGCGGAACGUGACUUUUCUCAAAUAAAUCUUCGAAUGUUUUUGAAUUAAAUUCGGGUGGCUACUACUCACAUCAAAGAACCCAGUAAACUCUAAACUAAACAGUUUUUGAUCAUAGAACAAUGACGGAGAUAGUUUACCGUAAAUUGUCAUCGCUUCUCGCUCCUCGUCCCCUUUUCUCUCCGCCCACUUUUCCGUGGAAUUUUGUUGACCAUUCAUCGAUUUGUUGAGUAUAUAAAGAGCUGCUUAUUACAAUGUGUUCAGGCAGUUGGGGGAUGAUUCGUCGAAUGUUCUGGAAGGUCCAGCGUACUGAUUUCUUGAUCUAUGAUUUUUUUGGGGUUUUUUUUGUAUGACCGCUCUCCGAAUUUUGUGUACUCUCUCGUCAGCAAAGAUUUUUGAAUAUCUCCUGUAAAGCGGGGGCUAAAAAUUUUUAGUGAUGUAUAUGUGGGGACGGAAUCUAAAUAAGUAAAAAUUAAAAGUAAAAAACUUUGUAAAACUCCCAUCGUUAUUAAAUCGUAAUCAAAAUAAUAUGUAAUCGCGUUACUUUACGAUCAUUCGGAAUAUUUUACUCAGUUUUUAUUACUGUAUCAAUUACCUGUACAUUUCAGACAGCUACUACUACUUCUGUUUUGCCUAGAAGCCCAUACUACUCCUUACGAGCACUUAAAAUUCCUUUAACUCCAUCAAGCCCUAACAAUAACACAAUGCCCGUCCGACAAAUCCAGCGUCUUCUUUUCUCACUGAUCCUCCUCAUGAUGGCCCUCAGCCAAGUGUCAGCACAAAUAUUGGGAGCUGAUGGAACUGCCAGCGGCACUGUUCUUCUACCUCACGGCGGAGAGCUCCCACCAAUGUCCGCUUUCUACAACAGCUACAACAAUUACCCGUCGCCCUAUGGAUCGUAUGGAUUCUUCGGAUAA
Bursaphelenchus xylophilus (pine wood nematode) is the source of this 1815-nucleotide messenger RNA. NCBI's taxonomy places the organism in Eukaryota, Metazoa, Nematoda, Chromadorea, Rhabditida, Aphelenchoididae. The record is from the annotation of a GenBank genome assembly.